Molecule: messenger RNA, 1002 nt
Organism: Rotaria sordida
Lineage: Eukaryota; Metazoa; Rotifera; Eurotatoria; Philodinida; Philodinidae
Source: the annotation of a GenBank genome assembly
AUGACACUAAUUCUUAGUGUUGGUGCUCACAAAAACCAUGUAAACGAAUGGGAUAGCGUUGAAGAAACCAAUACUAACAGUAUUAAAGAAUGGAUAUGCCAAUCUUCAUGGGCUCCAUACGUAUUCAUCUGCAAAACUGAUACAACAUCCACUACUACUACAGAAUCAACAACUGACACUACAACAGAAGACACAUCAACAUCAAGUUCUACCGAUAGCACAUUUGAAUUAGAAACUACUACUCCUGGUACUACAGAUAGUACCGACAGUUCAUCGUCUCCAUCAUCUCUUGAACGUGCUUAUUGGUGUCAUCUUGCUAAUGGUACAUAUUUAUCACUUGGUUAUUCAUUUAUGCAUACACCAUGUGCAUUAUGUCAAUGUACACAAUUACGUUCUGUUAUUUGCACUACACUUCGUUGUAUGGAUACUUAUUGUAUUGAUGAUUCUACACCAAUUUCUAGACAAGACCAAUGUUGUGCACAAUGUGCAUAUGAAGCAACAUCAACUUCAUGCGCAUAUAAUGGUAUCACAUUCCCACAUGGUACAAUCAUCAGAAAUAUAGGAAAUAAUUUAAAAUGCUGGUGUCAAUUAGGAACAGUUGAAUGUCGUAGAUCUACAGCUUCCAUUUUUGCAGGUUUAGAUGUAUGGGGAACUGGUACAGCAGUUUAUAUUAUUAUUAUUAUCGUAUUGGGUAUGUUACUCCUUGGUACAUUACUUUGUUGUAGUUGUACAGCUUUAUAUUAUUAUUAUUAUCACCGUAAUCGACAUGUUGUUCAACAAGUUUAUGACCAAUAUUGGAAUAAUGCUGGAUGGCAACCAAUGAGUGAAGAAGGACAUGUUGUUGAUGGUAAUGCUGGUGAAAAGCAAGUACAAGCCGAACAAAAUCAACAGGAAUUUGAACAUCCAACUGGUAAUUCAGAAGCAUAUAUUCCACCACCAUAUGCGCUCUACAAUGGUGCUAAUGCAGCUGACGAAAAGGCCAAAGAUCAAAAAUUUAUGUGA